AUGACAGGGAUGGUUUCAGCCCCCGGGGGGGGGCGCGGCGGCCGAGGCGGCUUCCGGGGGGGGCGAGGCGCUGGUUUCCCGCCCCGGGGGGGCCCCCGGGGGGGCGGGUUCGGGGCGCGGGGGAGGGGCGGCCCCGCCCGGGGGGAGGGCGGCCGAGGGGGCUCCCGCGGCGGCUUCAAAGGGGGGAAGAAGGUGACGGUGGAGCCGCAUCGGCACGAAGGGGGUGUUCAUCUGCCGGGGAAGGAGGACGCAUUGGUCACCCGCAACCUGGUCCCGGGGGAGUCGGUCUAUGGGGAGAAGAGGAUCUCCGUCGAGGACGGUGACACCAAGGUGGAGUACCGCGCCUGGAACCCCUUCCGCUCCAAACUGGCGGCCGCCAUCCUGGGUGGCAUCGACCAGAUCCACAUCCGACCGGGGACGAAGGUCCUCUAUUUGGGCGCCGCUUCGGGGACAACGGUGUCCCACGUCUCCGACAUCGUGGGACCGGAGGGACUGGUUUACGCCGUGGAGUUCUCCCACCGCUCCGGCCGUGACCUCAUCAACGUGGCCAAGAAACGCACCAACGUCAUCCCCGUCAUCGAGGACGCCCGUCACCCCCACAAGUACCGCAUGCUCAUCGGCAUGGUGGACGUGAUCUUCGCGGACGUGGCGCAGCCGGACCAGACGCGGAUCGUGGCCCUCAACGCCCACAACUUCCUGCGCAACGGCGGCCACUUCGUCAUCUCCAUCAAG
This is a messenger RNA of Gavia stellata (red-throated loon), 732 nucleotides long. RefSeq names its product rRNA 2'-O-methyltransferase fibrillarin-like. Gene Ontology annotation, cellular component: Cajal body; small-subunit processome; box C/D methylation guide snoRNP complex. Gene Ontology annotation, biological process: rRNA methylation; box C/D sno(s)RNA 3'-end processing. Lineage: Eukaryota; Metazoa; Chordata; Aves; Gaviiformes; Gaviidae. The record is from RefSeq and is a predicted model, not a curated record. Gene Ontology annotation, molecular function: rRNA methyltransferase activity; RNA binding; histone H2AQ104 methyltransferase activity.